AUGGCAUUCAAGCUUAAAGUAUCAGCUCCAUUCAUCUGCAUGAUGAUUUUGGUGCUAGCAACUGGUUCCAAUGGUGGUGGGAUUUCCAUCUAUUGGGGCCAAAAUGGCAACGAAGGCACCCUAGCCGACACUUGUGCUACGGAGAAUUAUGAAUACGUGAAUAUAGCCUUCUUGGCAACAUUUGGAAAUGGCCAAACUCCAAUGAUAAACCUCGCCGGUCAUUGCGAUCCUUAUAGCAACGGUUGUACUGGGUUAAGUUCCGAUAUUAAAUCGUGUCAAGCCAAAGGUGUUAAAGUGAUUCUUUCUAUAGGUGGAGGCGCCGGUAGUUACUCCCUCGCUUCGUCAGAUGACGCUAGGCAAGUCGCAACGUAUCUUUGGAACAAUUUCUUAGGGGGAACAUCGUCGUCUCGACCGCUUGGACCGGCUAUCCUUGAUGGAAUUGACUUUGACAUCGAGGGAGGUACUGGUGAAUACUGGGACGAUCUCGCAAAGUACCUUUCUGGAUAUAGUAAGAAAGGCAAGAAAGUGUACUUAACGGCGGCUCCUCAAUGCCCGUUCCCUGAUGCAUGGAUCGGAAAUGCAUUGAAAACAGGUCUAUUUGAUUACGUUUGGGUCCAAUUCUAUAACAACCCUCCUUGUCAAUACUCAUCGGCCGAUAUUGCCAACCUUGAAGAUGCAUGGAAACAAUGGACAUCGGAUAUUCCAGCGACGAAUAUUUUUCUUGGACUACCGGCAGCUCCGGAUGCAGCGGGUAGCGGUUUCAUCCCUGUAAAUGAUCUAACAUCGAAGGUUCUCCCUGCCAUAAAGAAUUCCUCCAAGUAUGGUGGUGUUAUGCUUUGGUCCAAGUAUUAUGAUGGUCAAAGUGGAUAUAGCUCUUCCAUCAAGAGCCAUGUCUAA
Molecule: messenger RNA, 897 nt
Organism: Gossypium arboreum
Lineage: Eukaryota; Viridiplantae; Streptophyta; Magnoliopsida; Malvales; Malvaceae
Product: hevamine-A-like
Exons: 1
Coding region: 1-897 (298 amino acids)
Biological process (GO): carbohydrate metabolic process
Cellular component (GO): extracellular region
Molecular function (GO): chitinase activity
Source: RefSeq, a predicted model, not a curated record